UCAACUAACUUUCAUUGAACUCUCCACCCCACUUCACCUUUUCAGUUUUCUGUUUCUCUUAUGCAAUUCAAUAAUCAUGCCACCUCUUCUAAAAUCCCAACAAAUUCAUAAUCUGAUGAUUCCAAUUUCCAUUUUAUUAAUCUUGUAUUCACUGCCUCUGUCAAAUUCAAUAUCCUUUAAUUUCACAAGUUUUAAUCCAAAUAUGGCAGACAUAUCGUUCCAGGGCGAUGCGUUUUUGUCGCAAAAUGUUAUUCAGCUCACGAAGAACGCGAAAGACGACAACUUGACAAGUAGUGUCGGAAGAGCAAGUUAUAGAAAUCCUGUCAGGAUUUGGGAUGCUAGGACAAAAAAGCUUGCAGAUUUCACUACACAUUUCUCUUUUACAAUGAAAGCAAUCGAUCCGAAUGCUUUUGGUGACGGAAUUUCUUUUUUUAUGGCGCCAUUUAAUUCUCCGAUUCCUGAUAAUUCUAGUGGAGGGUUUCUGGCACUUUUCAGUCCUGAUAAAGCUUUCGAUUCGUCGAAAAAGAAUCAAAUUGUUGCGGUUGAGUUCGAUAGUGUCAGAAAUUCGUGGGAUCGGAGUGAAAAUCAUGUCGGUAUUAAUAUAAAUUCAAUAGAAUCUGUCACAUAUGUCAACUGGACUAGCAGUAUAAAAGAUGGCCGAGUUGCAAAUGCGUGGAUAAGUUAUAAUUCCACUAGUCAAAAUUUGAGUGUUUUUCUAACUUAUGCUCAAAAUCCUGUAUUUAAUGGUGAGUCUAAUCUUUCAUAUAUUGUUGAUUUGAGGGAAAUUUUGCCUGAAUUGGUAAGUGUAGGUUUUUCGGCUUCUACCGGUUCUUGGGUUGAAUUACAUAAUAUACUUUCUUGGAAUUUAACUUCAAACUUGGAGAUCAGUAGAAAACCGAAAAGCAAAACAGGACUCAUUGUUGCUUUAGCAGCUUCGAGUUUCGGAGUUUCUAUUUGUGGUUUAGGUUUGAUUUGGUUGGUGUAUCGGAGAAAACGGCGUGGUGUCGGAAACGAUGAUGAAAUUGUUGAUGGUUCUAUGGAUGAUGAAUUUGAAAAAGGAACCGGGCCUAAGAGGUUCACUUACCGCGACCUCUCACGCGCAACUAGCAACUUUUCUGAGGCAGGAAAGCUCGGUGAAGGAGGAUUUGGAGGCGUUUAUAAGGGACUUUUGAGCCAAUCGAAAACAGAAAUUGCAGUUAAAAGAGUCUCAAGGGGAUCAAAGCAAGGUAAAAAGGAAUACGUAUCAGAAGUGAGGAUCAUCAGCCGUUUACGACACAGAAAUUUAGUCCAACUUAUCGGUUGGUGCCACGAAAAAAACGAAUUGUUACUAGUCUACGAGUUCAUGCCUAACGGAAGCCUUGAUACCCAUCUCUUUGGAGGGGGAAUCGAGUUAGCUUGGCCUACAAGGUACAAAAUCGCGUUAGGAUUGGCUUCUGCUCUGUUAUAUCUUCAUGAAGAAUGGGAGCAAUGCGUAGUGCAUAGAGAUAUCAAAUCGAGCAAUGUCAUGUUAGAUUCCAGUUUUAACGCCAAGCUUGGCGAUUUUGGCCUAGCAAGACUAGUAGACCAUGAUCUCGGUUCACAAACGACGGUUCUGGCAGGGACCAUGGGGUAUUUAGCUCCGGAAUGUGUCACCACAGGCAAAGCUAGUAAAGAAUCAGAUGUUUACAGUUUCGGAGUAGUAGCACUCGAAAUCACUUGCGGAAGAAGACCGGUCGAUAUAAAGCAAGGACCGGAUAAAGUAAGGCUUAUAGAAUGGGUUUGGGAUCUAUAUGGAAAAGGCCAAAUUCUUGAAGCUGUGGAUAAAAUUUUGAGUAGUGAAUUUGAUGAGAGGCAAUUAGAAUGUCUGAUGACCGUUGGAUUAUGGUGUUGCCAUCCUGAUUUGAAUCAUCGACCGUCGAUUCGGCAAGUGAUAAAUGUUCUGAAUUUUGAAGCUCCAUUGCCUAGUCUUCCUGCUAAAUUGCCUGUGCCAAUGUACUAUGCACCUCCACUGGAUAUGUGCAAAUUUUCAUACACAUCAGGUUUCACAAAUACUGGAAGCACUUGUUCUACAAAUUCCUCAUUAGGGUCUGCAAAAUCUCUUUUGAAACCAAAGGAAAAUGAUGUAUAAUCUUGUAAAUUACCUUAUGUUGAUGAAGGAAAAAUUAUACCAAUGUGUCUGAAUUUUUCUGAAAAUGCUCUUUUAGUGCA
Molecule: messenger RNA, 2187 nt
Organism: Mercurialis annua (annual mercury)
Lineage: Eukaryota; Viridiplantae; Streptophyta; Magnoliopsida; Malpighiales; Euphorbiaceae
Product: L-type lectin-domain containing receptor kinase IX.1-like
Exons: 1
Coding region: 77-2107 (676 amino acids)
Biological process (GO): protein phosphorylation
Cellular component (GO): plasma membrane
Molecular function (GO): carbohydrate binding; ATP binding; protein kinase activity
Source: RefSeq, a predicted model, not a curated record